Patiria miniata (bat star) is the source of this 1782-nucleotide messenger RNA. RefSeq names its product platelet-derived growth factor receptor alpha-like. Bases 1 to 1782 code for a protein of 593 amino acids. The record is from RefSeq and is a predicted model, not a curated record. The transcript has 13 exons. Lineage: Eukaryota; Metazoa; Echinodermata; Asteroidea; Valvatida; Asterinidae. Gene Ontology annotation, molecular function: ATP binding; transmembrane receptor protein tyrosine kinase activity. Gene Ontology annotation, cellular component: signaling receptor complex. Gene Ontology annotation, biological process: cell surface receptor protein tyrosine kinase signaling pathway; multicellular organism development; protein phosphorylation.
AUGGCGGUUGUCUAUGUGCCGCCUUCUCCGGUGGUAACAUCCCUGACAUACAGGGACGGAAUCAUCACUUGUGACGCAGAUGCCAAUCCAAUCAGACACAUUGAGUAUUACAUCAUUCUAAAUGGUACCAACCCUGACGCGCCUACUGGUAAAGCCCUGGCAUUUGAUGUCGAUUACAAUUACUGCACAGAGGUCAGCUGUAAUGUCACAAAUGCGAUUGGAACUGGGUCACGGAAACUUGAAGAACCGCUUUGCCCAGUUGUUCCGGUGGUAACAUCCCUGACAUACAGGGACGGAAUCAUCACUUGUGACGCAGAUGGCAAUCCACUCAGGCACAUUGAGUAUUACAUCAUUCUAAAUGGCACCAGGCCUAGCACGCCUACAGGUAACACCCUGGCAUUUGAUGUCCAGGACAAUUACUGCACAGAGGUCAGCUGUAAUGUCACAAAUGCGAUUGGAACUGGGUCACGGAAACUUGAAGAACCGCUUUGCCCAGGUUUUUCACCUGAAGUCAUCAUUGUUGGCUCGGUAGUGGCAGCCAUCGUCAUUGUGGCCGUCGUUGGUGGUCUUCCUUUUGUCGUGUGGAGGCGUCGUCAAAAACAACAACGGACAAAAACAGGCGUAAAAGAUGGCCUAAAUGACGUUGUAUCACAAGGAGCAGACAGUGAGCUCCCACCACUGCCUGUCACUGAUCAGUCGUCUCCUGGACUAGAUCCCCAUCAUCCGAACGAUAUUCCUCUGGAACCAAUUGCCCAAGCGGUGGUAUGCGAAAGUAUUUCCAAUGAAGACGGCGUUGAGGCAUCCAAAGACGUGGUGUACAGCAACGUAGGACUGCAACUCUCUUUCUCGAGAGAUCUCAUGGUGAUCGAGAAUGAGCUGGGACGAGGGGAGUUCGGUAGAGUGCUAUUGGGAAAGGCACUUGGAAUCGAGGAAGCCGGAAAAGAAACAAAGGUUGCCGUCAAGACUGUGAAAGAGGGCGCUAACAGACACGCCAAGAACGGGCUUGUGGCCGAGUUGCAGGUGAUGAAAACAGUCGGCUCUCAUCCAAACGUGGUCAAGCUGCUGGGAUAUUGUGCAGAAAAAGAUCCCAUUUACGUGAUAGUUGAGUACCUUGCUAAGGGUGACCUGAAGAAUGUUUUGAUGGAGUAUCGAGACAAGGACCCAGGGACAGGUUACGCCAACGUACCCGGGUUGAGCAAAUCACUGUCUAGGACAUUGGUCGAGUUUGCCAGGGAUGUCGCAAAUGGAAUGGCUUACAUAUCCUCACAAAAGUAUGUGCAUCGUGACCUUGCCGCUCGUAACGUGUUGGUGGGAGAAGAUAUGGUUUGUAAAGUGUCUGACUUUGGACUGGCCCGUGACGUUAUGAACAUCCGUAUCUACCAUCGAGAAUCGCAGUGUCCUCUUCCCAUCCGCUGGAUGGCAUUGGAAUGCAUUCUUCACGAUGUGUACACAACGGAGAGUGACGUAUGGUCAUUUGGAAUUCUGCUAUGGGAGAUUGUGACACUUGGUGCACGGCCGUAUCCGCUGAUGACACCAACGACAAUGAUAAACGUAUUACAGCAGGGCUAUCGUAUGCCGAGGCCUCGACAAUGCAAGAAAAAGCUGUAUAAAAUGAUGCGCAGCUGUUGGCAGGAGAUUCCCAAGGAUCGACCCAGCUUUCAGCGUCUGUAUUGGCAAUUUGCCGAUAUGGCGUCUAAAGAUGAGGAUUACCUCACCAUGAAGAACCUGGAUGAAAGGAUUUACAAUGUGAAAGGCGCCGAAGGCACGAACGAGAAACUGUGA